Messenger RNA from Gossypium raimondii (Peruvian cotton), 1944 nucleotides. RefSeq names its product probable auxin efflux carrier component 1c. Gene Ontology annotation, cellular component: plasma membrane; endoplasmic reticulum. The record is from RefSeq and is a predicted model, not a curated record. NCBI's taxonomy places the organism in Eukaryota, Viridiplantae, Streptophyta, Magnoliopsida, Malvales, Malvaceae. Gene Ontology annotation, biological process: auxin export across the plasma membrane; auxin polar transport. Gene Ontology annotation, molecular function: auxin efflux transmembrane transporter activity. Bases 236 to 1591 code for a protein of 451 amino acids. The transcript is spliced from 5 exons.
AUACACGAAAAAAAGAACUCAAUCCAAGGUAUCUCUUGUGCUUCAACAUAUCACAUCUGAAGAUGCUUGUUAAACCAACAAAUUGUGGUAAAAUAAACCCUUUUCAAGUCUAAAAGUAUCUCAAAUAAACCCGGUUGCUGUAUCAAUACAAGAAGCUAUUCAUUCUUCAAGAACUGCAGUCUAUAAUACACUAGAAGGCUGCCAAGGGAAAACAAGUGUAUUGAAGAGGAAAACGAUGAUUGGCAUCAAGGAUCUGUACAGUGUUCUGACUGCAGUUGUUCCUCUUUAUGUCACCAUGUUCUUGGCUUAUGGUUCAGUGAAAUGGUGGAACGUAUUCACCCCGGAACAAUGUGCCGGCAUCAACAGAUUCGUCGCCAUCUUCGCCGUUCCGCUCCUCUCCUUCGAGUUCGUUUCGAGGAUAAAUCCUUACAAAAUGGACCUCCUUUUCCUUGCCGCUGAUGGAGUCUCAAAAGUCCUGAUAUUGUUUGCUUUGCUUUGUUGGGCCAAUUUCACAAAGACAGGCGGCCUGGACUGGUCUAUCACAGUUUUCUCACUUUCCACUCUCCCAAACACUCUUGUCAUGGGGAUUCCCCUACUGAAAUCCAUGUAUGGGGAUGACAAGGAAUACCUAAUGAUUCAAGUUGUGGUGCUGCAAUGCAUAAUCUGGUAUACCCUAUUACUGUUUUUGUUUGAAUAUAGAGAAACAAGAACUGAAGUCUUGAGCAAGUUCAAGGAAAGUAGUGUUAGUUCUAAGAACUGUUGCAGUGAAGAUGAAGUCAUUGAUGUUAUUGCCACAAUAUCAUCUAACCAGCAGCAGCAGCAGCAGCAGACGGCUCAAAAUGCAAACAAGAUUGCACCGGAUCAAUCUCAGCGAUUCAGGCCUAUGGUAGCAGCAUCGAUGGAGGGAGAGGGUAAAGAGCUCCAUUUAUUCAUUUGGAGAUGUGGAUGUUGCAUUUCAACUGAUGGGGCAAGUACUACCUGUGAGAAGCAGUCAGUGCAAGCUGGUCAAAGAGAAGAAAGCAGUAGUACUGCAAAGGUGGUUGAGAGUGUAAAGCAAGAGGAUGUCGAAAAUGCUAGCAUUCCCUCUUCUUUUUCUUCAUCAAUGCUCCUCAAAAUAUUGAGAAAAGUCUGGCUCAAGCUUGUGAGGAACCCUAACUCUUACUCAAGUUUGCUGGGUCUAAGCUGGGCUCUAGUCUCUUGCAGAUGGGACAUAAAGAAGCCCCAAAUAAUGGAAAAUUCAGUCACGAUAUUGUCAAGUGCAGGUCUUGGGAUGGCAAUGUUUAGCCUUGGAUUAUUCAUGGCUUUGCAACCAAGGAUCAUUGCCUGUGGAAAGAAGCUGGCUUUAUAUGGGAUGGUAGCUAGGUUUAUAGCAGGACCGGCAGUAAUGGCGAUAGCAUCCAUCGCAGUUGGCCUCAAAGGCACUACCUUAAAGUUGUCUAUUGUACAAGCAGCAUUGCCUCAAGGAAUUGUCCCUUUCGUUUUUUCUAGGGAGUAUAAUCUGCAUCCUGAUGUAUUGAGCACUGCGGUGAUAUUUGGAAUGAUAGUUUCUCUGCCCAUAACAAUAGUAUAUUACAUUUUGUUGGGUAUUUGAGGAGUCAUAUUUGGAAGGAUGAAAACAUAAACAUGAGGAACUCAGCAGCAUUGUUCAGAGAGAUCCAAGAUUAUGGUCAAAACCAGCAGCAGCAAUAUUCAUAUGUUUUUGUGCUGAGUUGAUGUUUAGUUUUGCUCAGGCAUGAAGCAGCACUGGGUUCUGACUCUUCUUAUUAAACUCAAAUACUACCCCCCCUAUUGCCUAAUCCGUUUUUGAAGGGUACAUUUCACGCAUUCAGAGCUCAUGUAUCCUGUUUCUAUUAUGUAUAUGUCUAUGUAUGUGUAUACGGCAUGAACACAUAAGAAACUUCAUAUCAAACAUUGCCAAUGAAUAUGAGUCUCGUAAACCAUAAA